CUCCACCGCGAGGGCGCCCGACUCCCCCUGUGCCGUGCAAGUUUUCUUAUGGGCGUCCACCGGACUGCCCCCUCGGGACCGCAUCGCGGUGUGCCGCCGGCCUGCGCCUCUGGCAGGCCAUAGCGGCCGGCUGCGGGGCAAGGCAGGCAUCCUGCUGCCACCGACCGCCCCCAUUGGGCGAUUGUCCCCUGCAGCCUCGGACAGUCGGAGAGCGCCGGCGGCGCGCAGAGCAGGGCAGCAACCUGGGGCGGCCAUCCCGAGGGUUAGGUCGGGCACGUCCUCCCACGGGCGGAUUUCGGGAGAGAGACUAAAAGCAGUCGGAGAAACAUCCGAGGAGGAGGAGGAGAAGGAGGAGGAGGAGGCGCGUGCCGCGUGCCGCGAGGCCGCCGGGGCACGGCCAGCGCCGGCGCCGCCGCCCGCCGAAGCCCAGCGAGAGGUGAGGGGCGGCGGCGCGGCGCGUGCUGAAUUCGGCUGGGCCCGCGGGGCGGGCGAUUUGUUCUGCCAGGGUUGGCGGCGCGCAGAAGGGAGCAGGGGGAGGGGGAAGGCUUCUCAAAAAGGGGGGCUGCCUCUAAGAAGGCGGGAGGGAGGGAGCGCUGUCGACGGGAGGGGGGCGCUGUCGUGAGCGGCUCGGGCUGCGCUGGUCGGGAAAUCUCUUCCCUCCAACCAAAGAGAGCGUGAGCGCCGUCGUGAGCGCCUCGGGCCGUACCGGUCGGGAGUACUCUUCCCUCCAAACCGAGCCCGGAGGGGCAAUGGCCCCAACAAGAACGUGCCAUGGACUUGAUGAGAGGAAGAGGACGAGGGGGAGGCUGAGGAGGAGGGCGAGGGCGAGGAGGAGGGCGAGGAGGAGGGCGAGGGGGGAUGGCCACGCGAAAUAUAUAAUUUAUAAAGACGCAGAGUCGCGGUCUUGCAUGCGGGGCUGCUGCAGCCGUGGGGAGGCUCUGUCGUCGGCGCCUCUCGCCCUGUGGCGCGCGCGACGCCCAGCAGCGGACUCGGACUCGGACUCGGGCUCGGACUCGGCUCCGCGCGUAUGGUGCCAUAAGGGCGCCGAGGCGCCUGCAUGGCAGAAGUCGGCAAAACAGCACUCACAUGUGAAACUGAUGCAUGAGAGGCUGUGAACAGCCGGAAUGCCAGGCACAUGAGCCAUGUCCGAGCCCGAGCGUGAAUCCGGACCGAAUGCACGGUGUCCCGGCGUGCCAGCCCAUUUGCUAUCGAUGCUGUGUCCCACCAUGUGGGAUGACGGAUAAUUACCUCCAUCUGCCAGGAGAAGACAUCGUCUGGCAGUGAAUCGUUGGCAGCGUCUGCGCGCCGACGCCCACCGACGCCACGCGGGCUCUCCGCCCGCCGGCGCCUGUGGGCGGAGGCCUCGCCCGAGAGGCCGGACGGGCGUGUAGGCGCGCCGAUGGCAAAAGCAGCCUGUCGGGGGGCGGCUACACACCGAGACGGUGGGCGGCGCGGCAAGCGCGUUCACCGGGCCCCAGAGCUCCUC
Prorocentrum cordatum is the source of this 1486-nucleotide messenger RNA. The record is from the annotation of a GenBank genome assembly. Lineage: Eukaryota; Dinophyceae; Prorocentrales; Prorocentraceae.